UAAUGCCUUUAAUCUCCUUCUUUUCCUUCUCCUGCCCAAUUUGCCAAAUUUGCUAUUGCCAUUCCAAUUCCAUUCAGCUUUCGAACAUAGAAGAGCUUUUCAUCUUCAUUUUCAUCACCAUCUUAUGAUUCCUAUCCUUCCUUUUUUCUUUUACAUUUCUCGAUAACCCGAACGCAGGGACUCCUCUCCCAAUAUUUGUCAAAAUUCAUUCUUUCUCCGUCUUUCUCUUUUGCCCAUUCUUUCUUCCACCAUUUCUCUAUCUCUUUCUUUGGUAACUAACCGGACGAACUCCUUUUUUUCUUUUUUCUUUUUUUUUGGGGACCAAUCCACUUGUUUUAUUUUUACCUCAACAAAGAAAGAAUUUUAAAAAGGCAGCCAGCCAAGUUGUAGUAGGACGAUGAAGACGUCGCUGAAGAAGCUCCGAGGAGCCCUUAGGCAUGAAAGAAAAGGGCAUAGGCUUCAAAGGAUUCGGGCCCAAUUGGAUGAGCUCGAUCAGGCAUCUCAGGACAUGAAAGAUAUGAGAGAUUGUUAUGACAGAUUACUUUCAGCUGCAGCUGCCACUGCAAACAGCGUUUAUGAAUUUUCAGAAUCACUUGGGGAAAUGGGUGAUUGUCUACUUGAGAAAACUGCUUUGACUGAUGACGAGGAAAGUGGUAAAGUUCUGCUCAUGCUGGGAAAAGUGCAGCUAGAGCUUCAGAAACUUGUUGAUAGCUAUCGCUCUCAUAUAUUCCAGACAAUCACAAUCCCAUCAGAGUCCCUUCUUAAUGAACUCCGCAUUGUUGAGGAGAUGAAGAGACGAUGUGAUGAGAAAAGAGAAAUAUAUGAUGAGGUCAUAAAAAAAUCCAGAGAGAGAGGGAGGUUAAGGAGUAGCAAGGGCGAGUGUUUUUCAUCUCACCAGAUGCAAGCAGCUCAUGAUGAGUAUGAUGAGGAGGCAAAUACAUUUGUAUUCCGAAUGAAAUCUCUGAGGCAAGGACAAUCACGCAGUCUUUUAACACAGGCAGCUCGACAUCAUGCUGCUCAGUUGUCUUUCUUAAGAAGGGCUCUCAAAUCGCUUGAGGCAAUUGAGCCACAUGUCAAGCUAGUUGCUGAAGAGCAACAUAUAGACUACCAAUUUCGUGGACUUGAAGAUGAUGAUGGGUAUGAUGACGAUGAUGACGAUGAUGAUGAUGAUGAUGCUGAAGGUGGCUCCGAAUCACAGGAUGACAGUGAAUUGAGUUUUGACUAUGGACAAAAUAACCAGGGGCAAGAAGUUGAUGCAUCAAGAUCGUCAAUGGAGUUGGAUAAUGUGGAUGUUACAUUCCGUCAAGUUGCCACAGCAGUUGUUGCCAAGGAAAACUUAGAAAGAAGUCUAAGCUCAAAUUCUUUUGCGUUCCGCAAAGAUGUCAAGGCAAGCAGCAAAUCUGGCCCGCUGCUUUCCGAGAAGAAAUUUGAUGCUGCUGAGCGACUUGCACAAAUGAGGCAUUCACCAUCACAGAGGUUCAACUCUUAUGUGCUGCCCACACCACAGGAGGCAAAGGUUCCAGUUUCUGGAAAGUCUGAUAGUGAAGUUCCUCAGGCAAGACGAGCUAGCCUGAGUAACAUUCCACUUAACUUGUGGCAUUCCUCUCCUUUACAGCAGAACAAAUAUCAGAAGAUUGUAACUCAUUUUUCUGGACCUAUAAGGUUACAUACACAGUCAAUACUUAAAGAGAGCAACGAUAAUACAAAAUCCACUCGAGUACCCCCUCAUACAACAGAAGCUCUCUCCCCUCCUCGGAUUGAUCCAUAUAGUAGGUCUGACAAUAAAAAAGCCAAAAGACAGGCAUUCUCUGGUCCGCUGACAGGCAAGCCAUUGCCAAAUAAGCCCAUAUUAUCUGCCAGUGGUCCUAUUUCUUCAAAUGGGUACUCUCAGCCAUUUUCUGGGCCUCUCUUGCGCAACCCGAUGCCUCCACUGUCUUCAACCCCUAAAUUAUCUUCGCGUAUGUCCCCUACUUUCAACUCAUCACCCAAGAUAAGUGAGCUUCAUGAGCUUCCGAGGCCCCCAGCUCAUUUGUCAAGACCUCCAAAUCGUAUUGCUCAUUCAGGGCCCUUGAUGUCCAAAGGUCAAGGUUAUUCUGCUACAAGCAAUAUGGUGGUGCCUACUGCAGUUUCUACACUUCCGAUGCCCCCAAAGAUUAUUCCUCGUAGCUAUUCCAUUCCAUCCAGAGGUCAAAUAGAGGCAGCAUUGCAUGCAUCUAAGCCACUUGAAACUCCUGCUGAUUUGAAAAUUCCUGAAGAUAAUGCUUCACCGCCGCUGACACCAAUUGUGAUACAAAAUGUCCAGCCAGUAUCCCUAGGUUUAUAGAAUUGUUGUCCGGUCUAACAGAAGGAGGAGAUAUAAAGAUGAUGCUGGUUGGAAUUAAUCUUUCGUUCAAGCUUGGAAGGAAGAGUAAGGAGUACUUAGCGGGUAACCGAGUGCAAAAACUGUAAAUAUGCCUUUUUGUCUAUUCUCCACCCCUUUAGUAUUUCGACAUUAAUGUUUAGUUACAAGCUAUUAGAUCGAUAGCCAAUGUGGAUGUGGAUGAAAUUGGCAUCUGUGCAAUUUUGUAUCAUAGAUCAUGAAGGAUUUCUUAAUGAAUAAUGUUGAUAGUGCUUGAUUUUUUGGUA
Molecule: messenger RNA, 2625 nt
Organism: Coffea eugenioides
Lineage: Eukaryota; Viridiplantae; Streptophyta; Magnoliopsida; Gentianales; Rubiaceae
Exons: 11
Coding region: 398-2323 (641 amino acids)
Cellular component (GO): cytoplasm
Molecular function (GO): protein binding
Source: RefSeq, a predicted model, not a curated record